CUCCGAUCGCCCACAGAGACAGGGAAAGAGAAAGCGAUGGCAGCCACAAUCCAAACCCGAGUCAUGGGGAUUGCCCUGCUCUUCUUCUUCCUCCUUUCUGCCACUUCCAUUGCCCAGGCCGCCACCUGCAAAGGGAAGAGCGCAUGGCCGGAGCUGGUGGGCAAGGAUGGGUCGACUGCGGAAGCCAUCAUCAAAGCGGAGAACCCUCGUGUGAACUUUGUCUUCCCCGUCACAGAAGGCUCUACUGUAAGGAAGAAUUUCGACUGUCGACGAGUGUUUGUCUGGAUUAAGCCCAACGGCAAGAUUUACCUUGUUCCGAGACUCGGAUAGAUCACCCGUUAGCCUUGCUCUCAGGAUCUGCUUAUUGUCAAAUAUGUCAGCCUCCUGUACUAGUAAUUAAGGCUCUUGCAAUGUAAUAUAAUAAAGCUCGAUGCUAAUGAGAAAUAAGCCUACAUAUUGCCAAUAUGAUGAAGUACAAUCUUGUUCUUGCUGGCAAAGUUUGUAGUUUUCCUUUUUCCUUUUUCAUUCCUUACCUG
Nymphaea colorata (pocket water lily) is the source of this 536-nucleotide messenger RNA. Its product is annotated as inhibitor of trypsin and hageman factor-like. Gene Ontology annotation, molecular function: serine-type endopeptidase inhibitor activity. The coding region runs from base 37 to 330 and encodes 97 amino acids. Gene Ontology annotation, biological process: response to wounding. The transcript has 2 exons. The record is from RefSeq and is a predicted model, not a curated record. NCBI's taxonomy places the organism in Eukaryota, Viridiplantae, Streptophyta, Magnoliopsida, Nymphaeales, Nymphaeaceae.